Molecule: messenger RNA, 717 nt
Organism: Mycena citricolor
Lineage: Eukaryota; Fungi; Basidiomycota; Agaricomycetes; Agaricales; Mycenaceae
Source: the annotation of a GenBank genome assembly
UGUUGCUAUCUAUUUGAUAGCGAUCGGAAACGAUUCGGAUCGAUGUGACCAUCAUCACAAUCAAUACCAUAUCGCUCUGCAUCGUACUUAGUUUGUCGAACUCCCUCCUUACCACAACCUUGCCCACAACCACCCAUGGCUGACCAACUCUCUGAAGAGCAAAUCUCCGAGUUCAAGGAGGCAUUCUCCCUGUUCGACAAAGACGGCGAUGGCACCAUCACCACCAAAGAGCUCGGCACCGUCAUGCGUUCGCUGGGACAGAACCCCACCGAAGCCGAGCUGCAGGACAUGAUCAACGAAGUCGACGCUGACGGCAACGGCACGAUCGACUUCCCCGAGUUUCUGACCAUGAUGGCGCGCAAGAUGCGGGACACCGAUAGCGAGGAGGAGAUCAAGGAGGCGUUCAAGGUCUUUGACAAAGACGGAAACGGCUACAUCAGCGCCGCCGAGCUCAGACAUGUCAUGACCAACUUGGGAGAAAAGUUGUCCGACACUGAGGUUGAUGAGAUGAUUCGUGAGGCUGACGUUGACGGCGAUGGGCAGAUCAACUACGAGGAGUUCGUCAAGAUGAUGCUCUCCAAGUAAAGCGUCCUGGAACAUAGUGGAAAUCAAACCUUGAACUUUGUCUUGUACAUCAGAUACCAGUUUCCAGUUGUUGCUUGUUCGAACACGAGUUUACUUUGUACUACGCGGCGAAUCCUCCUGUUUCCAGCGAGU